AUGAGUGGUGUCACGUGCACUUCGUGCGGAGUCGUAGUGCGAUUACUCAGAACAUCAUCAGCUUUCGCUCGGUCCAAUAGACCCAAACCAUUUCUAAACACCGUCACUACAACCCUCACACAGAGAGGACCCCACUACCAUCUUCAUCUUCCUACCUCUCUCCAACUUUCCUCACCACAAGCAAUGGAAGCCGCUAGUGCUAGUUCUAGGGUUUCCGCAGUUUCUAAUGGAGGAGGCGGCCUGACUCGCUUUCCGUUGUCUCCGUCUAACGAUCUUGUUAUUCAGAAGGGGGAUAUCACCCAGUGGUUCGUCAACGGCGCCACCGAUGCCAUAGUUAAUCCAGCCAAUGAGCUAAUGCUUGGAGGUGGUGGUGCAGAUGGGGCUAUACAUAGAGCUGCUGGGCCAGAUCUCCUACAAGCAUGUUAUAAUGUUCCAGAAGUCAGGCCUGGAGUUCGUUGUCCCACAGGAGAAGCAAGGAUUACCUUAGGUUUUAGAUUGCCUGCAUCUCAUGUAAUUCACACUGUCGGACCCAUCUACAAUGUUGAUGGUAACCCUCAAGCAUCCCUGAGAAAUGCAUAUAGAAACAGCUUGAGUGUUGCCAAAGACAACAACAUACAAUAUAUAGCAUUUCCGGCCAUAUCUUGUGGUGUGUAUGGAUAUCCUUAUGAUGAAGCUGCGACAAUAGCUAUUUCUACGGUUAAACAUUUUGCAAAUGACUUUAAAGAGGUACACUUUGUUCUAUUCUCGCCAGAUAUUUGCAAUGUGUGGUUAAACAAGGCAAGUGAAUUGCUGAAACAUUAGUCUGUUCUACCAGCUAGCUGUGGGGAAGCUGAGACAUUUAUAUAACUGUUCUCAUUUGGAGUUGAUGAUGGUGGCUGUGUGGAACUAUUGUAGAUAAAACUUCGAUAUCUUAGUUUACAAAAAAUAAGGGUUAUUAAUCUAGAGAAGGUGAGCUUUCUUUGGGAAAAAAGAGUUCAUCCGUUGCUUGCUAUCUAGUUAUGUAUCCUUCAUCAAUUAUCAGUGACUGAAAGCUUGAACCUGUAUCUCGAUCAUACCCCUGUUAUGUGCAAGUCCGUAAACAUGCUUUUUAUGGUC
Molecule: messenger RNA, 1095 nt
Organism: Carya illinoinensis
Lineage: Eukaryota; Viridiplantae; Streptophyta; Magnoliopsida; Fagales; Juglandaceae
Product: macro domain-containing protein VPA0103
Exons: 7
Coding region: 1-801 (266 amino acids)
Source: RefSeq, a predicted model, not a curated record